Coccinella septempunctata (seven-spotted ladybird) is the source of this 1316-nucleotide messenger RNA. RefSeq lists its product as uncharacterized. The transcript is spliced from 4 exons. The record is from RefSeq and is a predicted model, not a curated record. NCBI's taxonomy places the organism in Eukaryota, Metazoa, Arthropoda, Insecta, Coleoptera, Coccinellidae. Bases 542 to 1207 code for a protein of 221 amino acids.
GGAGGAUCAAUUUGAUUUUUAAAGGCAGAAAAUGAAUGGUUUCUGAAGUUGACCACAAAGAGUUUAGAGUAGACUGUCAAUUAUGUGCCAUUACAAAGAUCUAAAAGAUUAUUAGAGCCGACAGGGUUCAUUUCUCACAAAAUCUGAUCAAAUUUGACCAUCUACCUCCUUCACAUAUUCAUUUAAUCUGGUUCUAGUAGCAAACAAUAAUAAACUUAUCUAUUUUACUUUUUUUCUUUUACUUUUAGCUCAGUCCAGAGACAACAACAGGUUGUCUCUGGCUCAGUCCAGUUUUCCGUGUAUAUAUGAAAGUGUAGAAUUCUUUUUGGGACUCUGUGAGCAGUGUGAGCGAUCAAGAGAAAAGCAGCUUAUCUUGCACGAUUAUCUUGGAUCUUUUGUGAAGAAUCUACGCAAUUUCCUGAUCAUUGUAGAUUACCUCCGUAAUAGAUUCAUGAUAAUCAGCUGACGAAUUCAAUUCAGCAUUAUAAAUUAAUUUCUAUCAUUCUUUGCAGCCAUUCGUUGAAAGAUUCUGUUGAAGAAUAUGUCUCUUUUUGUGGUUCUUAUUACUGCACUGCAUUUUCUGUCGUUUAGCGACGGUUAUUUGUGGACAGAACAUAAAGAAUGCGACCCAAGAUACCACUAUUGGCAGCCUUUCUGUGAUAGCAUUCCCCCACAAGCUUACGUAGCUGGCGUCGACAAAAAUGGUCUUAAAAAAUAUAUAGCACGAGUAAUGACUCCAGAUGGAAGAUCUUGGUCAGCGCCAACGACAAUCUCGAAAGAUUCAUUGCACAUAUUCUUUACCUGGCCAGAUGGUAAGGACAGUGUGGAAAAAAUCACCGAUUCCGUAGAAAUUUUAUGCGUGUACGGUGAUGCGCCCGGAUUUGGAUUUCGGGACACGGAAAAAGUGGAGCUGGUUCAUACGAAACUUGCUUGUUGUUUCGUCGAAGGAGGUGUGGGAUACGUAGACGGAAAACAGGUGGUUACGUACGUCGGAAGGACUCUGAAGGAUGGUAAAUAUUAUGUGGGUGGAGUGUCCGACCCAAUUUGGAGACUAUGGUACACCGUACACCCAAUGCGAUAUAUUGACGAGGUGGGCAGGGAUUUUAGUAUCAGUCAAGAUUUCGACGUUUUGGCGUACGACUGUUGUACAAAAAACCAAUGUAAAAAACCGAAUAGGGCGGAAUGCUGUUAUGACAUUCUUAAGUGAUAAUCUCAUUUUUAUAUCAGAUUAGAGAAGAUGAGUACUAUCAGUAUCGAAAAGACUCAUGUUUCCUUAUCUAACUUUAUGAAAAAUCAAUAAAACAUCAUCAGUACUA